Molecule: messenger RNA, 1736 nt
Organism: Salvelinus sp. IW2-2015
Lineage: Eukaryota; Metazoa; Chordata; Actinopteri; Salmoniformes; Salmonidae
Product: non-structural maintenance of chromosomes element 1 homolog
Biological process (GO): double-strand break repair via homologous recombination
Cellular component (GO): nucleus; Smc5-Smc6 complex
Molecular function (GO): ubiquitin-protein transferase activity
Source: RefSeq, a predicted model, not a curated record
ACUACGAAUUGCUUACUGGAAAUUACAGUUCCAACAGGACACACCUUUCAUGGGAAGGUCGUCCCCCUUCCUUGUAUGACCACAUCGCACGCACGYACGCUUUGUUUUUGUUUUAUGGUUGAUUACCAAGUUCGAAUUCCAACAAUGACAUCUUAAUAAUAUUGCAAUAUUUUUGCAACUUGAUCUAUUGCCGGGAAGUCCGGUUGCAGAUAAAGACAUGGAACACUGAGCCACUGAGUUUCCAAUCGAAACCAUAGCUAAUGUACUAUGUUUGGUCUACCAGUCCGCUGGGGGGCGGUAGCACCUUUGCUUUUAGGAGGUUUUCCAGAAACACCGUUAAUGUAACUACAGAGGAAGAGGUAGGCCCUUUCAAGUCUCACGCACAACCCGCGUAAACAAAGCUAGCUAGCUAACUAACAUUUGACAGAAGUAGAAGAACCAGCAUAACAAAAUAGAGCAAGGACUGACUUGCUUGGGCUUUCCUUGCACCAUGGCUCGACCACUGGGAGAAAGCCAUAAAAGKUUCCUGCAAACCAUGAUGGUCAAUGGGAUCAUUGAUGGUGCCAAGGCAAGGGCUCUCCACCGGCAUUGCUGUGAGACACACGGUGCACACUAUGCUCAUGAUAAACUUGAUGAAUUCAUUGAGGUUAUCAAUGCCCAGCUGCAGCCCAUGUUCAUGCAGAUCAGAAAAGGGAUGUCUGAGGAGGAUGGUCUUCAGUACCAUGCUUUGGUGAACAUGGCUGAAACUGAUGUGACCAGGAUGUCAACUGAUUAUGCAGACAACGAGUUGGAAUUAUUCAGAAAAACAAUGGACCUGAUUGUGGACUCUGACAAUGGAACCGCCUCUUCCACAGACAUUCUUAACUGUGCCGACAGCCUCCAGACAAAGAAGCUAAAGAAAAGAGAAACGGAACAUGUACUGAACAGGCUUGUUCAGGAUAAGUGGCUGAAUGAGAAAAAUGGUGAAUACUCUCUCUCCACUCGAUGUAUAAUGGAGAUGGAGCAAUAUAUUCGGAUGUUAUAUCAAGACCAGGUCAMGGUCUGCCACAUCUGUCACAAUGUGGCCUUGCAGAUUCCCAAACUCACUUUUCUCAAUCCCCUGCUCUCUGUUCAAAGAUGUGUGAAAAUCCUACAUGUGGCAUCAAAAUCCACACCCCUUGUGUCGCCAGAUACUUCAAAGGAAGGACUGAUCCACGAUGCCCUGCCUGUGAGGACUUCUGGCCACAUGAGAUCCCAGGUGUGUAUAGACCUCCGUCCUCUCAGAGCGAGACUCAGUCAGCAGCCAAAGAGAACACGGCCCCCACCCCCACUCCUCGGUCUACAGCUCAGACCCGGAGGACCAGGAGAUUAUAACCUCACGGAUGCAUGUAUAGCUGUCAGAACUUUCAGUACAAUGUUUUGCCUUCAUUCAAAUGUACAGUUUAUCGUACAGAUAAAUUGAGUUAAGUUGAAAAAACGUUUUUAUAAUUGUAUAUCAAAUGUUAGAUUCUUUCAGGAGAACAUCUUUCAUUGAAUCGCCAAUGGUCUCCCGUGAGCUCCACUCUUAACUUGAUUAUCUUAAUUUUAUUAAGUUACUUUCUAGGGGAGCAAUUCUGGGAAGUGUGGCAACUACUUCAAUCAUUCUUUCAGGCAGUUUAAAUGGAAAGCUGUGUUUACAUAAUUUGUGCCUGUGGUUCAUUAGGUUGUUAAAUUAGAAUAGUACUGCCAUAUUUGAAUAAAUUAUGGAAAUUACCUAA